AUGAGUUGUAUUUUUGUGCUCUUCCUCUUGUCCCUAGCUCUUGCAUGUGAUGCUAGGGUUCUACUUGACAAUGCAAAUAAUGAAGGUUUUGUUGGAGUCAAUGGUGCCCAUUUUGAACUCAAUGGAUCACCUUUUCUAUUCAAUGGUUUCAAUUCCUACUGGCUAAUGCAUGCUGCUGCUGAGCCUAGUGAGAGAUACAAGGUUACUGAAGUCCUCCAAGAAGCUUCUUCUUCGGGCCUUUCUAUAUGUCGGACUUGGGCUUUUAGUGAUGGAGGUGAUAGGGCACUACAAAUUUCCCCUGGUGUUUACGAUGAACGUGUUUUUCAGGGUUUGGAUUUUGUUAUAUCGGAGGCAAAGAAGUAUGGAGUUCGCUUAAUCUUGAGCUUCGUAAACAACUACAAAGACUUUGGAGGAAAAGCUCAAUAUGCUCAAUGGGCACGAAAUGUGGGAGCUCAGAUAAAUGGCGAGGAUGAUUUCUACACUCAUUCUAUGAUUAAAGAUUAUUACAAGAAUCACAUUAAGAAAGUUAUUACUAGGUUCAAUACCAUUACUGGAAUGGAUUACAAAGACGAUUCAACUAUCAUGGCUUGGGAACUAAUGAAUGAGCCCCGCAACCAAGCUGAUUAUUCUGGAAAUACUGUUAAUGCGUGGGUUCAAGAAAUGGCAAGUUUUGUGAAAUCUUUAGACAACAAACACUUGUUGGAGAUAGGAAUGGAGGGAUUUUAUGGUGACUCAAUGUCGGACAGAAAGUCAGUUAAUCCUGGUUAUCAAGUUGGAACAGACUUUAUCAGUAACCAUUUAAUCAAAGAGAUUGAUUUUGCCACUAUUCAUGCAUACACUGACCAAUGGUUAUCUGGUCAAAAUGAUGAUGCUCAAAUGGCAUUUAUGCAAAGAUGGAUGACAAGCCAUUGGCAGGAUGCUAAAAACAUACUAAGAAAACCAUUGGUUUUAGCAGAAUUUGGCAAGUCAAGCAAAGAUCCAGGAUUUAGUCAAAAUGCACGAGACACAUUCAUGAGCACUAUAUAUAGAAACAUUUAUAGUUUUGCUAAAGACGGAGGAACAAUGGGAGGAAGUUUAAUAUGGCAACUAAUGGCACAAGGAAUGGAGAAUUAUGACGAUGGUUAUUGUAUUGUGUUGGCUCAAAAUCCAUCAACUUCUGGAAUUAUUACAGGCCAAUCUCAUGCCAUGACUGCCUUGGCUCAUUUGGUUCAGGCGUAG
Messenger RNA from Nicotiana attenuata, 1218 nucleotides. RefSeq names its product mannan endo-1,4-beta-mannosidase 5. The record is from RefSeq and is a predicted model, not a curated record. The transcript has 5 exons. Bases 1 to 1218 code for a protein of 405 amino acids. Gene Ontology annotation, molecular function: hydrolase activity, hydrolyzing O-glycosyl compounds. NCBI's taxonomy places the organism in Eukaryota, Viridiplantae, Streptophyta, Magnoliopsida, Solanales, Solanaceae.